Symbiodinium pilosum is the source of this 375-nucleotide messenger RNA. The record is from the annotation of a GenBank genome assembly. Lineage: Eukaryota; Dinophyceae; Suessiales; Symbiodiniaceae.
AUGGGCGUGCCGCGAGUGAAUGGACAACUCUCGAUGACUCGUGCCUUCGGAAAUGGCGUGCACAAAAGAACGGGAGGCCCAGACCCAAGAGAUCGUCCGGUGACGGCCUUGCCCCAGCUUCAGGACUUUGAGCUCGGGGCCAAUGAAUUCUUGAUCUUGGGGUGUGAUGGCAUCUCUGAAGGCAGCUUCCCGAAUGCUGAUGUGGUACAGUUUGCAGCGAACAGGCUGCAAACCAGCGAUCCAGCGCAGGUCGCAUGCGACAUUUGCCACGAGGCCAUAAACAAGGGCUCCAAGGACAACGUCUCCUGCAUCAUCGUGCUGCCGAGCCACGGCGGGGCAGGUGCUUCUACUGGAUGCGACCACGCUGGCGGUUGA